This is a messenger RNA of Ogataea philodendri, 303 nucleotides long. RefSeq lists its product as uncharacterized. The transcript has a single exon. Lineage: Eukaryota; Fungi; Ascomycota; Pichiomycetes; Pichiales; Pichiaceae. The coding region runs from base 1 to 303 and encodes 100 amino acids. The record is from RefSeq and is a predicted model, not a curated record.
AUGGUAGACCCCAAAGAACACCCUGUUCCGGUCACAUUUCCCAUCAGUUCGUGGCCACCCUCAAUGAUCGCCACUGUGACUUCCCCAUCCACACUAGGCCGUCCGUCAAGCACUCCGUCAACAACAAUGUCCUUCUUGCCUGUGACGACCACCACAGAUCUCGUUUGCACAGCCAGCGUUUUGGCGACAGACACGGCCGACUCCAGCGCCUCCUCAGACCCAGAGUCGACGCCGCGCAUGGACUUCUGGAUCCCUGCAGCGGUGAAGAUCUCGCCCUGGUUGCCCUUGAUGACCGUCAUGUAG